Molecule: messenger RNA, 3639 nt
Organism: Manis pentadactyla (Chinese pangolin)
Lineage: Eukaryota; Metazoa; Chordata; Mammalia; Pholidota; Manidae
Gene: SPATA31F3
Product: SPATA31 subfamily F member 3
Source: RefSeq, a predicted model, not a curated record
UCAAAUAAUAAACCUGUACCCCAGGCCUACUCUGCAAAAACAUUAAGAUUGUCUUUGACUCUAACUCCUCAGCUCUGAGAUACAGGAGCAAGGGCUGGGUGAGUUGCUGGAGAGGAGUUUGUAGCAAAUUGUUGUAAUGGCUUAGUGGAUGACAGUGGCUGUGGGUUACCUGUAAGGUAAAUAGUGCACUGGUAAAUAGUGCAGCAUGUUCAAAGUUUGCAGAAUUUGAUGACUUUGCCUGGCUAGAGGUCAGGCUAAUGGGAGACUAAGAACUAUUUCAGCAGCACAGAGGGCAGCAGCAGCUUCAGGAAGCAAGAACUGGUUGGGUAGGAUACAGUGUUCUGUCCACCUUAUCUUCAUCCCACCCUAGGGUUCUGGGCUUGGCUGAAUGCACAACACCUGACAUUGGACCUGUGAGACUGACAGCAGCUUAUUAGUCAUAUAUAUUUAUAGCCUAGGGGAGGAGAACACCAAACAUCAUGCAGGGCCACACUGGGUCAGGUUAAUGGGAGACAGAACUGUUGCAGCAGCAGAGGAGGGGCAACAGCAACUGCAGGAAGCAGGAGCAGGUGGGGGAGGAAUACUCAAAGUAAUGAAAGAGUCCAUCUAUUUUGUAAGUAUCUUGACCUACUACUAAAAAGCUGGUGUAGCUUCUUUUUAAUUGACGUUUGUUAACCUGUCAUUCAGUGCUCUUUGGUUGAAAAAGUCUUCUUGUUCCUGUAUAAUGGAAUUUUCAAGUUCAGGGAAGAUGUUGAAAUGGCUCAAACUCAUCCCAUUUUCAGAGUGAGACUCUUCUUAAAUUAUCUUAAAUGUAAGGAUCUAUUUUGUUUUUAUUUUGGUUCUGUAGAAAAAGGACAUUUAAGGAAAACAUUCAGUAAUCCAUUUUUUUGUCAAAUCAUUUUCAAAGUAUUCUUCCUUAUAGCUGGUAAAAAAAAUGGCUCAUGCUAAUGAUAGGGUUUUAUUUUGUCUUUUGUUUUUUAAAUUGUCAUAAAAUAUGCUUAACAUAAAAUUUACUAUUUUAACCAUUUUAACUGUACAUUUCAGUGACAUUAAUUACAUUCAGGGUUGUGCAACCAUCACCACUAUCCAUUUUCAGAACUUUUUCAUCAUCCUAAACAAACCCUGUACCCAUUAAAUAAUAACUCCUUAUGCCCGUCUUCCUCAACCCCUAGUAAGAUUGGUUCUUGUUUUAUGUGAAUUGGUCUUGUCUUUGAAAGUAGAUUUUUAAAUGUCUUGAGCACAGGCAGGUAAUAAAUGUUAUCAUAUCUUUGACACAGCCAGCUUAGCAGUGAGCACAGAUUGAGGGCUCAUUCACCUGUUCAGUGUUGGACUGGAUGCUGGAGGAAGGACCAAAUAGCACUUCAGAGUUUUUGAGCCUAAGGACUUGGGGCAUGGGACUUCUUAAGGAAAUUCAGAAAUCUCAGAAUGUCAAUAGGGUCCUUGAAGUUAACAUUAAUAUGUGAAUCAGUUGGCCCAAGAAUGGUGGGUACUGAAGUUAAACAGGAAAAAUCUUGCCCUGCCUAAAGGUAUUUAGAUUCAGAUUUCAAAACACACUCAGUCAAACAUCCCAACCAUGGUGAAUUCAACCAAAUAGCCACAAGUUUGUGGUCCAUAACCAAAAGCCUUUCCAAAACCUCAUCUCUGUAAAUAGGCAGGAUUGUACAGGCUGUUCUGUGAAAUCAAGCUCCAGAAACUAGCCUCCAUGGAAGACAGGGUUUUCAGUCUCUUCCCAUCCAUCUCAAGCUUGACUACAGACUUGGAGUAGUCCUUCUUUAACUCUCAAAAAGCUAUUUGAGGACAGCAACUAUGUCCUUUCCUUGCCAUAUCAGACAUGGUCUUCUUCAUAAAUCACUCAAUACUGACCACCUAUUGCCUGUGACAUCAAACCCUCACUUUCCAAGACUUAACAAGACAGUGCUUGCCCUAUGCUCAUAUAUGUUUUUUACUUAUCUUCCCAGUACAGAUGAUGUAUUUGGAGUUCCUCUGACCUAUCUACUACCUCUCCUUAGGGCAUUAGUUAUCUGGGGAUAGAUGCCAGACUAAUGUCUUAAGGGGAGAGCUGAGCCAUCAGGUUAUAGGGACUAGAGAGAGCUUGAAAGAGUGUAUGCUGCCUGUGAUCAUCACACUUUUAGGCCCAGGCUCUACAACCAUAUAGACAACCAUAUAACCCCAUCUGAACACCAAACCUCAUUAGCUUCUACUGGGCAGAUAAAGGUCUGUAAUGCUGUGUAUGCCUUGUGAAACAGGAGGGCUUUGUGAUGCAGUCUGGUGAUCUGGUUCCAUCCUCUGUGAGGCAGAAAUGACAAGGUCUGGAAUUUGGAGGCAUUAGGUUCCAAGACCCUGAAAGCUUAGGGAGAGGGAUGGCUAGUGAGGUUUAGAUUAUGUUGAGCCCUAUCUUUGUUCUAUGGGAUGCUGUAUAUCCCUUAUACACGUAUGGCUCCAUCAUCAUUAUUGCAUUAAUUAUUUGGCAAGUUAAAAAGAAUCUGCAAGAAUUAAUGCUGGGACCUAACAGGAGCUGUUGCCGUCAUCACUGGAGAGUCAAAUAAAGAGCUAAAGAUAGAACAUCAAGAGCUAGGAGACUUCCCCAGGAGGAAGCUGAGAAGCCGUGGGAGCUGCUCUCUAUCAUGAAAAGCCAGGGACAGGUGGCCCCUCCGGAGGGAAGUGUGUGGCGGCUCCUGUGUGCAGAUCCCUCCUGCCCCAUUUGCAGUGCUGUAGAUCUGGAGAUUCAGCAGUUGCUGGUGGGUGAGAACACUCUGAUCUCCCCCACCUCAUUGGGUCCAUCACAGACCUCCUCUUGCCUAGAGAUUUUGUCCAUGUCUAAUCUCUCUUUUGAGCAGAUUCAGGGUUCCCCAAUCCAAAAGCUUUCACAUGCAUCUGCAAACCCCACAAAGUCACAACUAAUGAAUCAGAAAUCCUUAAUCCAGUCAGCUUCCCAGUCAACUGGUACAAUCAGCAUCCAAGAUUACGAGGCUGAACACAUCCAACUAAAGCAGAGAUUUCAAGUGCCAGAUGUGUCCUGGGAUGCAAGAGCUCUGUCUUCUUCAAGCCUUGAGGAGCCUAGGAUUCCUGUGAACCAGCAGGACAAGAAGAGCAACUGUGAAUGUGUCCUGGAGAAAAAAGAAGCUGCAGAAGCUGGCUUGGGAAAUGAGAUGAAGCACUUUCCGCACUGAAUUAAUCCCAAGGUGAAAGGUCAAAGGCAUAAGGAACCCAUUCUUCUGUCUAAGGAUGAGACAGUGGCCAAAACCACAACAAAAAAGGCUGAGAAGUGGCCACAGCCUGCCAAAGACCUUGUGAGGGCAGCUAAGUUGGAAAAGAAAACAGAGGAGGAGGGCAUGACCUUCUUUGAUGCCCCAGUCCCUAGACAGCAACAUUCCCUUCAGUCCAGACACUCCUGGUUCCUGUGCCUUUCCUGCAAUGGCUGCAAGCACUGUCCUCAGUUGACUUGUACCACUCAACCAGAAAAUCCAUCCCAGGCCACAGCUCUUACCUCAGCAGAAGGCACAUGUCUAUUGAAGGAGCAUAUCCAGUCCAGGAUAAAGGAGUUAGUAGGUUCCCAAACUUCUGCAUCCCUUGAAAAAGACUGUCAUCAUCAUUUCCAUUGAUGUGCAGAUGAGGCAAGAUCUCUCUUCAAAUAUACUC